Molecule: messenger RNA, 2008 nt
Organism: Archocentrus centrarchus (flier cichlid)
Lineage: Eukaryota; Metazoa; Chordata; Actinopteri; Cichliformes; Cichlidae
Product: synphilin-1-like
Molecular function (GO): ubiquitin protein ligase binding
Source: RefSeq, a predicted model, not a curated record
UGUGCUGUGAAGAUAGAGGCUCCUGAAUACCUCAACCUGGAUGAGAUCGACUUCUCUGAUGAUUCAGUGUAUUCUGUCACGUCUCUGAAGAGCAUCCCCGAGCUGUCCAGGAGGAGUGAUGGUCAGACCGAGGAGAGACUAGCUCCGGCCAUCAACUGGAGUCGUGGCGUUUCCUCCCAUAGUGGUGGGGGGAUCAAACCCACAGGGAUCGCAGAGGUUCACAGUAAGUUCCGGCCAGUGAAGAGGGUCUCACCUCUUAAACACCAACCAGAAACCACAGACUCAGACACCGAUGGUAAAGUCCAGGGUCAGGGGCUGGUUCUGGGGGAGCCGGCUGAGAAUAGUAAGGAUGACCCUGACAAACAGACUCACGCCUCCUCUGACGGGCAGGGAGUCAAGAGCCUGAGUGGCAGCGUUGGUGGUGUUGGAGGGAACAACAAUCCUCAGGCUUUGUUUGGGGAACUGGAGCACUGUGACCUGGACAUGGAUGAGAUCCUAGACGUACCUUAUAUCAAGUCCAGCCAGCAGAUGUCCACGCUGCCCCGUGUCCCCCACGACAAGCGUUCAGUGACAGGGAGCAACAUGGGCGGAGGCACGCUGGAGAGGAACCGGGGAGGAGGGCUGAAGAGCUCCGCUUUGCCCCAUAAUGAGCCUCUGAGUCUGGGCAGCAGCAGCUCACAGACUCUGUACUGCGUUCUCUCACCUGUAAAGUGGUCCGACCUGAGGAAGUCCAAGUCAAUGGAUCCAGACCUCCACCACCUCCACCGAUCCCCAGGUGGAGGAGGGGGCUACCAGCCUGAGAUGCUGUCUUCUGGCCUCCUGAGCUGCUCCUCCUCUCUCUCCUCUUUCUCUGAUGCAGACAAGCUGCUGUCUGCGCGGGUCUACCCAGACUCUCAGAGCCAGAGGCCCGGUGUGGACCCUCCAGGGGGCUGGUUCCCUCUGCCAGGGUGCAGUGUGAGCAGGCAGGACAGCUCCAAAGCCUGGGCUCCUGGAUCAGGAGAGGGAGAGGUGGGCCGAGGGGGUGGCGGAGCAGGAGGGGAGGUGGAUGAAAAAACCAAGAAGAACCAGAACAUCAUCAACAUUGUUAGAGAAGGACAGAUCUCAUUGCUGCCUCACCUGGCAGCUGAUAAUCUGGAGCUGAUCAGAGACGAGGACGGGAACAACCUGCUCCACAUCUCAGCCUCUCAGGGCCACGCCGACUGUCUGCAGCAUCUCACGUCUUUGAUGGGAGAGGAUUGUCUCAAUGAGCGCAACAGCCAGCAGCUCACCCCCGCUGGUCUGGGGGUCAAGAAUGGUUAUCUGGAGUGUGUGAGGUGGAUGGUGAGUGAGACAGAGGCCAUUGCUGAGCUGAGCUGCACCAGAGAGCAUCUCAGUUUGAUCCACUACGCCGCCCGCUAUGGACAGGAGAAGGUGUUGCUGUGGUUGCUUCAGUUCUUGCAGGAACAGGCCAUCUCUCUGGAUGAAGUUGACCAGAACGAAAACACUGCAGUCCACAUAGCAGCUCAGUACGGACACCUCAGCUGUAUACAGACUCUGGUGGAGUAUGGCUCCAAUGUGACGUUCCAGAACCAGCAGGGGGAGCGGCCUUCCCAGAGUGCCGAGCGGCAGGGACACACCACUUGCGCCCGCUACCUGGUUGUUGUGGAAACCUGCAUGUCGCUGGCUUCACAGGUUGUUAAACUCACCAAACAGCUCAAUGACUCAGGGUCAGGGUCACUGCUGGACCCACUGUCAGACCCUACGCUGGUGCAGUGGGUCCUGGGUUCCACGGCAAUGCCUGGUGAUGAAGGAGGAUGAAGGAACUGAUACCACUGACUGCCCCCCCCUGACCUAAAUCCAACAGAACAGCUCUGGAACAUUAUGUUUGGUCCAUCUGAUGCUGCCAGGCUGCACCUCAGACCGUCCAGGAGCUCAGCAUCGUCUCAUUAGAAGGUCUGACGCUGUCAAGCAUGCAUACAAACUACUGAGGACCAUUUAAGUUGCUGCAAUAAAAAUUUGGCAAAAUGAA